CCUUUAGCUCUCAGUAUGUUUGUGUUCAGGAUGUGAAGGCUGUUUGCUUUAAUCUUUAGACGUGUAAAUCAUCAGAAACUGAAGCUUGUUACUGACGUGUGGCGUCACCCAGCACGGGUGCGAUGUCCUUUCGCUCCACAUGAGCUCGACUAUGUGGUACAUCAUGCAAAGUAUCCAGAGUAAAUAUUCCCUUUCGGAAAGGCUGAUCCGAACCAUCGCGGCUAUCCGCUCUUUUCCCCACGAUAACGUUGAGGACCUCAUACGCAAGGGAGCAGAUGUGAACCGGAUGCAUGGCACCCUAAAACCGCUGCACUGUGCCUGCAUGGUGGCCGACGUGGACUGUGUGGAGCUGCUGUUGGAGAAAGGCGCAGAGGUAAACGCGUUGGAUGGCUACAACCGCACAGCGCUGCACUACGCAGCAGAGAAGGACGAAGGCUGUGUGGAGCUGCUGCUGGAAUAUGGAGCUCAGCCCAAUGCUCUGGACGGUAACAAGGACACCCCUCUACACUGGGCUGCUUUCAAAGACAACCCCGAAUGUGUGCGCGCGUUACUAGAAAGCGGUGCCUUCCCCAACGCUCGCGACUACAACAACGACACGCCGCUUAGCUGGGCUGCCAUGAAAGGUAACCUGGAGAGCGUACGUGUUCUGCUGGACUACGGUGCCCAGGUUCACGUGACCAACCUGAAGGGCCAGACGCCCAUCUCGCGGCUGGUGGCGCUGCUAGCUCGCGGUUUAGGCAACGACCAAGAGGAGGAGUGUCUCGAGCUGCUGUGCAAAGCCGCUGGGAGGUUAACGAUACGCCAGGCGGAUGGUUCGAUGCCUCGCGAGCUUAGUAAAGAUCCGAGGCUUCUAGCUCGCCUGACUAGCAUGAUGGCUCAUCCAAAUUCGCUCAGAGCUUUAGCCCGGUGCGCUGUACGUAACAGCCUCGGAGCUCAGUACCUGUCUACCGCUGUAAACCAGCUCCCACUGCCUGAAUCUGUUAAAGAGUAUGUUCUCCUCAGAGACUGAGCGCUGUGGAGUAAAUGCAGGACUGUUCGUAAUGCGCUGCAACCACUGUUACUAUUCUUUUAUAUUAAUAUACGUACCUGCAUUUUGGAAUGAAUGUUCCCUGUGUUUACACUAGAACCUUGACAAGAGGAGAUAAGCCUGGUUUUCUAUGGAAGUGCAAGACAAAAAGAGCCAUAAUAAUGGCUACAUCAGCCAACAACAACAAAAUAGUAUAUAAUUCAGCCUUCUUGUGCUCGGAACAGAUUUUCCUGUGUUAAUCACAAUGCUAAAAUACAUUUGAAAGAAUAAGAAAUACAGAAUAAGACUCCUGCAUGUGAAUUAAACACUCACCCUAUAGUCCAGCCCUCGACAGUUUGAGUAUAAGCUGUUGUGGAUGCAAGAAAUAGCAGUCCUGUCUCCACUAUUAAUCAUUAGGUCAGCCAUACCGGGCAUUUGUCUUGUUAUAGGAACCAAAGACACUUAAAUUAAUUUUUCCUUCGGGGUCUUGGGUGACAGCCAUCUAAUACGCAAACCCACCACCGUGGAGCUCAGGCUCUUAGAGGAGCUACCGGCCUGGUCGGGUGCUUAACAGACACAAUUGUCUGUGUCUUACGUAGGAGAGAUUGGAGAGCACCAACUCCUGGUGUCUGGUCAAGGGGGCCAGCACGAGUGGUACGGGACCGCAUGAGGGAUAGUGUGACUUUCUGUGACAUUUAAGCAGCUUGUCUUACUCUGCCAAUCAAGGGAAGGAGUGGCACCAUGGGACUUGUAAUAGGGAAUUGGAAAUGAAUACAUUGUGGGGAAAAGGGUAAAAAAUGCAAAUGCUAACCAAUAAUGUUCCCUUCUAACCUCACAACUUUAGAUCUUACCUGUAUUAAGUCAUCAGCCAACGUUAUUACAAUAUGCAGUGGUUGCUUGGUGGUUAAGGUACUGGCCUAGUAAUCAAAAGAUUGCCGAUCUGAUCCAGGAGAGCCAGAUCACCACACGCCUCCCCAUCAGACACUUGUCCAAUCUGCAGCCGCUUCUUAUCACCCGCCAGUGCUGGGUUCUCACACCGAGCCAAUUCACAUACCCUCUAUCAAACACAGCCAGCUGUGUUAGUGUGGACGACCGGCCAGAUCAGUGGCUCUGCUGAGAUUUGAACUCGAAAGUUGGUGUGCUAGUGCAUUAGACCACUGCGCCACCCGAGCACUGCAAAUGUAAUUACUGAUUCUGUAAAACUGCAAACUUAAAUGAUUGGCUCCAGUAAGGUUUGUUAAAGGUUCUCUACACUUCCAUCCAACAGUGUUCAGUGUGCAAAAAUAUUAUAUAUAUAUAAUUAUUAUUUGUGGUGGUUUUUCCUUGGCUUACAAUAUAUUUAAAUAAAUUUUACAUGAAUGUAA
Molecule: messenger RNA, 2370 nt
Organism: Trichomycterus rosablanca
Lineage: Eukaryota; Metazoa; Chordata; Actinopteri; Siluriformes; Trichomycteridae
Gene: asb8
Product: ankyrin repeat and SOCS box containing 8
Exons: 4
Coding region: 140-1009 (289 amino acids)
Biological process (GO): positive regulation of transcription by RNA polymerase II; intracellular signal transduction
Cellular component (GO): nucleus
Molecular function (GO): transcription cis-regulatory region binding; protein binding
Source: RefSeq, a predicted model, not a curated record